Molecule: messenger RNA, 1198 nt
Organism: Lathyrus oleraceus (garden pea)
Lineage: Eukaryota; Viridiplantae; Streptophyta; Magnoliopsida; Fabales; Fabaceae
Product: protein SRC2 homolog
Exons: 5
Coding region: 287-1027 (246 amino acids)
Source: RefSeq, a predicted model, not a curated record
AACUUUGAGGCCAAAAUUCCAAGUGCGGGCAUUUCCUUAAUGAAUAAGUUUGUUUUGUUAAAAAAUCUAAAAAUCUUAAACGUUACAACAUGUUUUGUUUUUCUGGUAUUUUAUUUUGGUCAAGUCGUAAAAGAUGAUGAAGUUUUAUUGUUUUGAUUUGGUAAAAUAGAGAAGAAAGUAAAGAGAUAAGUAUGAAAAUAAAUGCCCACAGUUUGAUUGAAAAGUGAAUUUUAGUAUAAGUAACGUUGUGGAUCUAAAUCAGCGACCAUAUUCCGAUCAAAAAACAAUGUCUUCUGGAACGGUAGCGGGGAUUCAGGGCCAACCUCUUGAGGUGACGGUGGUUUCUUGCUCGAAAUUGAAGGAUACUGAAUGGAUUUCAAGACAAGAUCCCUACGUCUGUCUUGAAUACGCUUCCACCAAAUUCCGAACAAGAACCUGCACAGACGGUGGAAAAUAUCCGGUGUUUCAAGAGAAGUUCGUUGUGCCGCUGAUUGAAGGUCUUCGCGAACUCACUGUUGUCGUUUGGAACAGCAAUACUCUCAAAUUGGAUGAUUUUAUCGGCACCGGAAAGGUUCAAUUGAACAAGGUUCUGUCUCAAGGUUUUGAUGACUCUUGUUGGCCACUUCAAACUAAAUCUGGCAGACACGCAGGCGAAAUUAAACUUAUAUUGCAUUAUGCAAACGCCAAACUAAAUCACCAGAAACAAGGGUCCUCCUCAACCCAUACUCCUAUUUCCUAUGGAGCAGCACCCACAGGUCCUCCUUCCUACUACCCACAACAACCAUCAUACUCUAAUUAUCAACAUCCAACACCUGCUCUUGCUUAUCCACAACAACCUUAUCCUGCUUCACAUAAUUCAGUUCACUAUCCACCACCCUCAACCUAUCCAUCCAUGCCAUCUCCUUAUCCACCACCCUCGUCCUCCCCAUACCCCCCUCCUCCCCACUCUGCUUAUCCACCACCUUCCUACCCUCCGCCUGCAACUUAUCCUCCAAAUGCUGGGAUGUACCCUCCACCACCAUACUGACACAGAUCUGCUACUUUCAAGGAUUACUUUGUACAAUCUUGCCUACAUUUUCUGCAUUUUGUAGCCAUCCCUAUAUUUAUCUAUACUUCUAGUGGACGAGUGGAAUCAUCAUUUUGUAGAAUAUUUAUUGCUUAUCAAAGUUGUUAUAUUAUAUGUUCUAAAUUACCGUAA